Molecule: messenger RNA, 339 nt
Organism: Coffea eugenioides
Lineage: Eukaryota; Viridiplantae; Streptophyta; Magnoliopsida; Gentianales; Rubiaceae
Exons: 2
Coding region: 1-339 (112 amino acids)
Source: RefSeq, a predicted model, not a curated record
AUGGCGAUGACCACCUAUGCUAUGUCAUGUUUUAAAUUGUCAUCUAAGCUGUGUAAAUACAUUAGUUCCAGGAUGGCUAGAUUCUGGUGGGGUGAGAAAGAUGGAAAAAGCAAACUGCAUUGGUGUUCCUGGAAGAAGUUGGCUCAAGAAAAGGAGAAUGGAGGGUUGGGUUUCAAAGACCUGCUGAGAUUUAACAGAGCAUUGCUGGGGAAACAGAGUAUUAUGGGAGCAAGAGAGGAGGUGGAGGAAGGUAUAAGGAGGAAGAUAGGAAAUGGGAGGAGCACAAUGGUAUGGGACGACAAAGGUGGUGGAAAAGGAGAAAGCAGAAGCAUUAGGUGA